This is a messenger RNA of Darwinula stevensoni, 2179 nucleotides long. Lineage: Eukaryota; Metazoa; Arthropoda; Ostracoda; Podocopida; Darwinulidae. The record is from the annotation of a GenBank genome assembly.
UUUCUUCCUUCUAUUCCUAGAUGAUUUGCAUGCAUGGCAGACCAUGCUCUCAAUAUUUGUAAAAGCUGUGCUAGCAUUUAUUGUGAUAUGCAUAUGUGGUAUUUCAUCAUGCCAUGCCCAACAAAAAAAUGAGAAUGUACCUCAUGGUGAUGAUCAUGAUGAGCUUCCGUGUUGUUCAGUUGAUGUCGACAAACCUGACAGGAAAUUGAUUCUUGUAAGCACUCUAAAUGGGCGGUUGUCAAUGCUUGAUGGUGAGACUGGGAGGAUUCUAUGGAUUCGUAGCACUGGACCAGGAAGUUUAUUAUCUUCUAGUAUCAGUAAUUAUGAGUUCCAUAAUGGUCAGUGGUAUCGUAUAGUUCCUUCUUUGGAUGGUAUGCUAUUUGGGCUUACCCAGAAGUCUGUUGAGGCAUUGCCAUACAACGCUGAAUCCCUUCUGCAGUCUUCUGUUCAUUUGUCAGAGGACACAGUUAUUACAGGAGGGAAAGAGCUGCGCACAUAUGCCAUUGGGCGCUGGAGUGGACGGUUACACUAUGUUUGUACUGUACGUGGAUGUCAGCAGUUUCCUCCCAAGAAUCUUUAUGAUGAGGAAGAUCUUAUCAUGGUUCAGAGAGAGACACAGACCAUCCGAGCAACAGAGCCCUUAUCUGGUUUAGAGAGGUGGAACUUCAGUGUGGGGUACCAUAUUGUGAAGGUGUUGAAUCCUCUGAAGGGUGGUACAAGAGAUGAAAGAAGCAACAUUCGGAUUGAUCCAAUGGAUUCUCUGCUACGUUUCUCUGUUCCUGAUGGAAAAGUCAUGCUGCAAAAGCCAACUGGAGUCUUGUGGGAGAAGGAUUUGAAAUCUCCUAUUACCCAAGCUUGGAAAAUCAGAGGGCAAAAUUUAGAACCAGUUGACCUCUUCCCUUUUCACAAGUGGAUUAAUGAAGGAGGUUCUCCAUUAUACUAUCUUGGAAAGCAUGACAAUCAACUAUACAUCCAGAAUGUAAUGAAGGGUUUUGGUGAGGGUGCCCUUGUGCCAUCAUCCAUUACUGCCAUUCAGAAGCAUGGUUUAUCAAUUUCUAUCCCAAGCAUAUCAUGGGAAGAGUACAACUUAGCUCUUCCUCCUCUCAUCAGCAAUGAAAUUAAGCAAGAUCCAGGUACUGAUAAAAGAAGUGAGACAACAGCUAUUGCAGUUCUGGACAGUGAAUCAAGUGAUGUGGGAUUUUUCAUAUAUGCAACUCAGGAACAGGAAGAGAUGGAGGCACAAAGCGAGUGUACAAAAGGAAAUGCUUCUUCCAAUGAUACCACUGUCUCUGACAGUCUUGAAGAGCCCAGUCUAUGGCAGGAACCUCAGGUUGUCAUCAUUGGAUUGUGGUUCUGGUGGAAAGAGAUUAUGGUGAUCAGUGUGGUGACAGCACUCGCAUUCCAUUUUGCCAUCACAAGACCUGCUUUGCAUUUCAUCCACACUCGUGUAGAGCAGGAGACCUGGGUCAGAGCACAGAAAUAUCUUAGGUUCAUCCAUCAACCAGAAGAGAUGGAGGCACAAAGCGAGUGUACAAAAGGAAAUGCUUCUUCCAAUGAUACCACUGUCUCUGACAGUCUUGAAGAGCCCAGUCUAUGGCAGGAACCUCAGGUUGUCAUCAUUGGAUUGUGGUUCUGGUGGAAAGAGAUUAUGGUGAUCAGUGUGGUGACAGCACUCGCAUUCCAUUUUGCCAUCACAAGACCUGCUUUGCAUUUCAUCCACACUCGUGUAGAGCAGGAGACCUGGGUCAGAGCACAGAAAUAUCUUAGGUUCAUCCAUCAACCAAAAGUGGUUAUUGUGGAAAGACCAGCUAGCACCCACAAUGGAAAGGGUUCAAGCAACUCUUCCACAUCAUCAAAUCCCAGUUCCAUUAUCCCUUCUCCAUCAGGGGAGUUCCACUCCCGGUUUGAAGAGGAUUUUCAAAACCGAAUUCAGCUGGGAAAGGGAGGGUUUGGUGUGGUUUUUAAGGCUCAGAAUUGCUUGGAUGACUGCUACUAUGCCAUCAAGAGGAUUCGUCUUCCUAAUAGUGAGCAGUCACGUCAGAAGGUGCUACGAGAGGUAAAAGCUCUAGCAAAGUUGAAGCACCAUUCCAUUGUGAGGUACUACAAUGCAUGGACUGAGCAAAUCCCCCCGGGAUGGAAGCUUGGGGGUAUGCAGAUUGUUUCAACUUCUGGCUACAAA